Messenger RNA from Dothidotthia symphoricarpi CBS 119687, 903 nucleotides. RefSeq names its product alpha/beta-hydrolase. The record is from RefSeq and is a predicted model, not a curated record. NCBI's taxonomy places the organism in Eukaryota, Fungi, Ascomycota, Dothideomycetes, Pleosporales, Dothidotthiaceae. The coding region runs from base 1 to 903 and encodes 300 amino acids. The transcript has 3 exons. Gene Ontology annotation, biological process: lipid catabolic process.
AUGAAACUGGGAGCGCUGCUCCUUGGAGCGAUUGGUGGUGUGGUUGCGGCGCCAGUGGAUGUAGAGCUUGGGAAGAGAGCGGUCUCUUCUACAAUUCUCGACCAACUCCAGUUCUUCAGCCAGUACUCCGCCGCAUCAUACUGCCCAAUAAACAACAACAGCCCCAAUACAAAGAUCACCUGCCCGCAAGGAAACUGCGCUCGAAUUGAGUCAGCGAACACUACCACGCUGACAGAGUUCGAAGAUUCCCUCGCCUCAGACGUAACCGGCUUCGUAGCAGUCGACACCACCAACAAGCUAAUCGUGCUCUCCUUCCGCGGCUCCCGCUCCGUCCGCAACUGGCUGACAAACCUCGCCUUCGCCGUCAUCCCGACGACCAUCUGCGCCGACUGCAAAGCCGCAAAAGGAUUCUGGAUAUCCUGGCUAGAAGCCCAAACCACCGUACUCGCCGCCAUCACCGCCGCACGCGUUCAGCACCCUACGUACCGAAUCGUCGCAACAGGCCAUUCUCUCGGCGGCGCACUAGCCAGCGUCGCCGCGGGCGCAAUGCGCAGCCAAGGCCUCACGGUCGACUUGUACACGUACGGCGCGCCCAAAGUCGGACUGGAUAGCUUUUCGAAAUAUCUGGGCCAGACAGAUAGGGGCAGGACGUACAGGGUUACGCAUAAAGGGGAUCCUGUGCCCAAGCUGGCGCCCGCGUUGCUCGGGUUUAGAAAUAUCAGCCCUGAGUACUACGUUACUAGCGCGAACGAGGUGCAGGUCAGAACGGGAGAUGUGCAGGUUGUCACGGGCAGUUUGAAUUUCAGCGGGAAUGAGGGGGAUUUCGGGAUCGAUAUUGAGGCGCAUCGAUGGUAUUUUGGGCGGAUUAGUGCGUGUGAGGGAAUCGAGGGAAUUGAGUUGUAA